This is a messenger RNA of Zingiber officinale, 1143 nucleotides long. Its product is annotated as tetraspanin-18-like. Lineage: Eukaryota; Viridiplantae; Streptophyta; Magnoliopsida; Zingiberales; Zingiberaceae. The record is from RefSeq and is a predicted model, not a curated record. Bases 244 to 945 code for a protein of 233 amino acids. The transcript is spliced from 6 exons.
GCUUUUCUUGCAGUUCAAACACGGGUAACCGAUGGAGUGCCGUCUCUCCCGUAACGUUUUUUUCCGCAGCUCUGCUUCUUGCCUCUUCUCUCUCCAAUCAUCGGCAGAGUUUUCGUCUCCUUCGUCUUCUCUUAUCUUCGAAGAAACCGAAGCGACCGCUUCGCGACCUCGCCCGAGCAUUUAGGGCUCUCGAUCCGCUCUGUGAUAAGGAGGAGGGAGCUGAAGGAGAGAGAGGGAGAAGAGAUGCGUCCCAGCCUUUGCCGGAGCUGCCUUGCCUUCGCCCUCAAGUUCUUGCACUUCUUACAGACCUUCGUCGGCGCCUCCGUAUUGAUCUAUUCCCUGUGGGUGCUCAAUCGUUGGCGUCGCCAUGAUUACCUCAGUUUCGAUCUCCCAGAUCUCCCAGCGCCCUGGUUCGUGUGCGUUUCGAUGGGUGUUGGGAUUUUGAUAUGUUUGAUUUCGUUGAUUGGGUAUCUGGCAGCUGAGACGGUUUAUGGAUGCUGCCUCUGUUUCCAUGCAAUCUUAACCGUCAUGCUUAUUGUACUAGAAGUGGCUGUAGUGGGGCAGCUAAUGCUAAAUAAGCACUGGGAAGAGGAACUUCCGUAUGACUCCACUGGAGAACUAAAACAUCUACGAGUGUUUAUAGAAGAUAACAUGGAUAUUUUCACAUGGGUUGCUGUUUGUGUCAUUGCUACUCAGGCUCUCUCACUUCUGUUAACACUGAUAUUGCGUGCCACGACUGCUCAUAGAAGGGUUACAUACGACAGUGAUGAAGAUUUUGUUGUAAUUAGGCAACCACUUUUGGAUCCAAAAGGGGUAGGGCCCUCAACCUCAAUUGACGUCAGGAGAUCUUACUAUGACAAUUGGAAUUCUAGGAUGAGACAGAAGUAUGGGCUCAACCAAAGUGAAUUCUCACAAGUCUCUCUGGAUCCAAAACCCUGCAUUUAAGAUGGAUACAGGAAAAGGAAGAUGGUGACAUAUCCUGUAAGCAGUAGAUUCGGAACUGAAGCUGAUAUUGUAGAACAUGUUUGGCAGGUAAAAAAGAUGUGUAGUCGCUUGUAUCAUAUUUAUUGUCAUUGUCCUGGACUCGUGUCCAUGUGGAGCUCUGCGGGUAUCAUGCUGCUUAUAUCUCCUUUUUAUGAUGUC